Messenger RNA from Vanessa atalanta (red admiral), 1243 nucleotides. RefSeq names its product probable cardiolipin synthase (CMP-forming) (gene CLS). The transcript has 5 exons. Gene Ontology annotation, molecular function: cardiolipin synthase activity. The coding region runs from base 97 to 1092 and encodes 331 amino acids. The record is from RefSeq and is a predicted model, not a curated record. Gene Ontology annotation, cellular component: membrane; mitochondrion. Gene Ontology annotation, biological process: cardiolipin biosynthetic process. Lineage: Eukaryota; Metazoa; Arthropoda; Insecta; Lepidoptera; Nymphalidae.
AGCUGGUCGUCGGUAACAUUUUGUAAAUAAGUGAAACUUUGAAUAUUUUACAAAAAGCUAUUUAAAAAAAGUUACACGGUAUUGUUUAUUUUAAAAAUGAGGUUCAAAACGAUUGGGUUUAUCAAACAAAUUCAUUCGUUGUGUUGUACAUCAAGCCGUCAAUUUAGUACUCUUAUUAAUACAAAGCGGCGAAUAAAUUUCAACCCAAAACUUUCAUCGUUAGUGUGUGUAUAUUCUUCAGACAACAAAAAACAUUUUUUAGACAUAGAUAAGAAAGCAGAUGCUUUAAAAGAUGCUUUAGAACAAAAAAAGUUUCAAAUCAAGGAUACAGAACAGAGAAUUCGAAAAAAGGGUGUUGAAAUUGUUCGCGACUUGAAACAACAAAAAGAAAUUACAGGUCAAAAGUUUAAAGUUAAGAAAGAACAUUUAGUUAAGGAUAUUUUAGAAACAAGGGCUAAAGUUAGAGAAAAAAUCGAGGAAGUUGUGGAGAAAGAAAAUGUUUUUACCGUACCCAAUAUACUAUGCAUGACUAGAAUAGCUAUGUCUCCAUAUUUAGGUUAUGUCAUUUUGCAAGAUAAUUAUAACUUGGCUCUAGGAUUAUUGGUAUUUGCGGGUGUUACAGAUCUGUUAGAUGGAUGGAUAGCACGCAAUUGGGAAGGUCAGUCAUCCAAAAUGGGUUCAUUUUUGGAUCCUAUGGCUGACAAAGUCCUUAUAGCCACAUUAUUCAUUAGUCUUACGUGGCAAAAUUUGAUACCACUUCCUUUGACUUUGCUGAUUGUGGCCCGUGAUGCUGUAUUAGUUGGAGCCGGUUUUGUAAUUAGAUACAUCAGUCUACCACCCCCUAAAACACUAAGCAGGUAUUUUGAUGUGACUCAUGCAACAGCUCAAUUGGCCCCAACAUUUAUCAGCAAAGUUAAUACUGCAAUUCAACUUUUACUGGUGGGAACAGCUUUAGCUUCACCGGUAUUCAAUUUUGUGGAUCAUCCUGCACUAAAUGCACUGUGUGGAUUAACUGCUGCAUCUACUGUUGUUUCAGCAAUCAGUUAUAUUAUAAGUAAAGAUACCUAUAAACUUCUGAAGAAGAAAUUAUGAGUAAUAUGUGAUUAUCAUGUGUCGUCUUCCACUUGUCAUGUAUGAUUUGUGUGUAUAAAGUAAAUUUGGAAUGAAAAUGUUUUUAAACAGUUUUCCAUGAAAUGUAUUUAUUGUUAAGCCUAAAAAAUAUAUCAAAUGGUUAAAAUAAACU